Vitis riparia (riverbank grape) is the source of this 1233-nucleotide messenger RNA. RefSeq lists its product as uncharacterized. The transcript is spliced from 7 exons. The coding region runs from base 1 to 1233 and encodes 410 amino acids. Lineage: Eukaryota; Viridiplantae; Streptophyta; Magnoliopsida; Vitales; Vitaceae. The record is from RefSeq and is a predicted model, not a curated record.
AUGAUGUUUGGGGGUAAAUCCGAUCGAGUAGAUGUGACAAUCCGUAUUAUAACAAAUAUAAAUGACUUUGGUGGAAGUAGAGUGGAUGGUUUAGACAUCUGUACUAAGGGUACUAUUAAUGUCCCAAACUCGAUUCUUAAUGGUGUAACUAAGGAAGCAUCAACGUGUAGUGAAAAUGAGUCGACAUAUGGGAUGAGGGUAUUAAAGGUCAAAUCCAUGGGUUCCAUGGGUUUGAGAGUUGUUCUACCUUGUUUGUUGGUUUCUUAUCUCUUUCUAUAUUACAAUGGGGUUGAAGGAUAUAAGAAAUUAUCGAAAGAAGAAGAUUUGGAAUUAGAGAAAGAACUUAAGCGCUUGAAUAAGCCAGCAGUGAAGACUAUUAAGACAAAAUAUGGAGAUAUAUAUGAUUGUGUGGACUUCUACAAGCAACCUGCAUUUGAUCAUCCUUUAUUGAAGAAUCAUAAUUUUCAUCCCCAGAUGAGGCCAACAUCACCUCCUAGAAGAGUGAGCCCAGAGAAAGAGGUGCCAAAACCUGAUUAUAAACCCGUGAAAUUGGGGUUGGAGGGUGGAGGAUGUCCGAUGGGAACAUUUGUUGUGGCUCAAACUACCGCAAAUAUCGAUUAUGAUGGUGUUGGAGUGAUGCUUAGCGUAUGGAAUCUUCUGGCUCAAGCUCCUCAAUACAAUUCAAAGAUUAAAAAUGGUGCUGAAAGCUUAGAAGCUGGGUGGACGGCUGGUCAAGCACAUUGUUUCAACACACAAUGUGGAUAUAUACAAGCUUCAAUAGAUAUACCUGUGUACAUGGUUCUCGAACCGGUUUCAACAUAUGGUGAACUACCAUACGUAAUAACCUUAUCAAUUUACCAGGACACGAUUAAUCUGGGCUGGUAUCUUUAUUACGAUGACAAUCGUACCGAGGUAGGGUGGUGGCCAAGUCAAAUAUUCACCAAUUUAGGAAGCACGGCUACGGGAGCAGAAUGGGGAGGAGAGGUAUUCAGCCCACCGAAUGUCCCAAGUCCAGGAAUGGGUUCCGGUCAUCGGAUAAAGUUGGACACCAAUUAUGAUGCAUUUUGCGCACAAGCCAAUAUUGUAGUAAAUAAUACGAUUAUAAAACCUCCUAGGGACCUAGAGCAGUUUGCUGAUAAUUUUAAUUUCGAUAUAACCAAUAAAGGAGAUGUUGGAGGUGAACCUGGUUAUCUGAUCCUUUAUGGGGGUGUUUCUGGUGCAAUUGGAAAUUGA